CGCGCUAGCGGCGCGCGGUGCUUCCUGGGAGUCGGAAGCACGGCGGCCAAGCCGGGUGAGAAGCAGCGCGGGCUCAUGCAGGACGCUGAGAACGUGGCGGCGCCGGAGGCGGCUGAGGAGCGGGCCGAGCCCUCGAGGCAGCAGCCGGUCUCCGAGCCGCCGCCCGAAGACGAGCCGGCGGGGCCUGGCGCGUCCGACGCGGCACGGACGGAAGAGGCCAAGGCCAGGUCGGAGCCGGAGGUGAGGGCCGAGCCGGCGGCCCCACGCGAGGAGGAGACGGCGACGAGGAGUCCGGCCGCGUCGCCCCCGCCGCAGCUGGCGGAGCGAUCCUCGGUGCAGGUCGAUUCCUCUGGGCCCGGGAAGGCUGAGCCCGCUGGGGAGCAGGCGGACGAGGAGGGUGGGCCCGAGGGCAGCGCGGCCGAGGCUGAGCCGCGGGCGGUGGAGAACGGCGAGGCGGACGAGCCCUCCUUCAGCGACCCCGAGGACUUCGUGGACGACGUGAGCGAGGAAGAACUGCUUGGUGAUGUGCUCAAGGACCGGCCCCAGGAAGCAGAUGGUAUCGACUCUGUGAUUGUGGUGGACAACGUCCCUCAGGUGGGGCCUGACCGCUUGGAGAAGCUCAAGAACGUCAUCCACAAGAUCUUCUCCAAGUUUGGUAAAAUCAUCAACGACUAUUACCCCGAAGAGGAUGGAAAGACGAAAGGGUAUAUCUUUCUGGAAUACGCCUCUCCUGCCCAUGCUGUGGACGCUGUAAAAAAUGCUGACGGCUACAAACUUGACAAGCAGCACACAUUCCGGGUCAACCUUUUCACUGAUUUUGACAAGUACAUGACUAUCAGUGACGAGUGGGACAUCCCAGAGAAACAGCCUUUCAAAGACCUGGGGAAUCUGCGGUACUGGCUAGAGGAGGCAGAGUGCAGAGAUCAAUACAGUGUUAUCUUUGAGAGUGGAGACCGCACGUCCAUCUUCUGGAAUGAUGUGAAAGACCCCGUCUCUAUUGAAGAAAGAGCGAGAUGGACAGAGACAUACGUGCGCUGGUCCCCCAAGGGCACCUACUUGGCCACUUUCCAUCAGAGGGGCAUUGCCCUCUGGGGGGGAGAGAAGUUCAAGCAGAUCCAGAGGUUCAGCCACCAAGGCGUCCAGCUCAUAGACUUCUCCCCGUGUGAGAGAUACCUGGUGACCUUCAGCCCACUGAUGGACACUCAGGAUGACCCUCAGGCCAUCAUCAUCUGGGACAUCCUUACAGGGCAUAAGAAGAGAGGGUUUCACUGUGAGAGCUCGGCCCAUUGGCCCAUCUUCAAGUGGAGCCAUGACGGCAAAUUCUUUGCAAGAAUGACGCUGGACACACUCAGCAUCUACGAGACACCUUCUAUGGGCCUUUUGGACAAGAAGAGCUUGAAGAUCUCUGGAAUAAAAGACUUUUCUUGGUCUCCAGGUGGUAACAUCAUUGCCUUUUGGGUGCCUGAAGACAAAGAUAUCCCAGCCAGGGUAACGCUGAUGCAGCUCCCCACCAGACAGGAGAUCCGUGUGAGGAAUCUGUUCAACGUGGUAGAUUGCAAACUGCACUGGCAGAAAAACGGGGAUUAUUUGUGUGUGAAAGUGGACAGGACUCCCAAAGGCACACAGGGUGUUGUCACAAAUUUUGAAAUCUUCCGGAUGAGGGAAAAGCAAGUCCCUGUUGAUGUGGUUGAGAUGAAAGAAACCAUCAUAGCCUUUGCCUGGGAACCCAACGGCAGUAAGUUCGCUGUGCUACAUGGUGAGGCCCCGCGGAUAUCUGUCUCCUUCUACCAUGUGAAGAGCAAUGGGAAGAUCGAGCUCAUCAAGAUGUUCGACAAGCAGCAAGCAAACACCAUCUUCUGGAGUCCCCAGGGCCAGUUUGUGGUGCUGGCUGGGCUGAGGAGCAUGAAUGGUGCCUUGGCAUUUGUUGACACCUCAGACUGCACCGUCAUGAACAUCGCAGAGCACUACAUGGCCUCUGACGUUGAGUGGGAUCCAACCGGACGCUAUGUUGUCACCUCUGUUUCCUGGUGGAGCCAUAAGGUGGACAAUGCUUACUGGCUGUGGACCUUCCAAGGACGCCUGCUGCAGAAGAACAACAAGGACCGCUUCUGCCAGCUGCUCUGGAGGCCACGGCCCCCCACACUCCUCAGCCAGGAGCAGAUCAAGCAAAUUAAAAAGGAUCUGAAGAAAUACUCUAAGAUUUUUGAGCAGAAGGAUCGCUUAAGCCAGUCUAAAGCUUCAAAGGAACUAGUGGAGAGACGGCGAACCAUGAUGGAAGAUUUCCGGCAGUACCGGAAAAUGGCCCAGGAGCUCUAUAUGAGGCAGAAGACCGAGCGUCUAGAGCUCCGAGGAGGGGUGGACACUGAUGAGCUGGACAGCAACGUGGAUGACUGGGAAGAGGAGACCAUCGAAUUCUUUGUCACUGAGGAGGUCAUUCCUUUGGGGAACCAGGAGUGACCUCAGCACUGUGGUGAGACUCCCUCACACUUGGACGGGAACAGUGUCACCAUGCCGUGCCCUGGACCCGAGGCCACCCUUCGCAGAGCACCUCCUGGACUCGGGUUCUUGCUGUGCUUUCUUGCUCUGGACUGCGAUCGCACCUGGGGUUCUUCCAUCCUGACACAGCUCUGUGCCUUCAGCCCCUGGGUCCGCAGUGGAGGCUUCAAGGCUCCGCUCUCACUUUCUCCUUUGGGUUUUAGCAACCAUGUCUGCUGUGGGGCCUCCACACGGCUCCAGGCAGCUCCUCACUCCUGCUGGUGGCAUUUCCAGAGCCCCCGCCUGCAGUUCAGUGGGGCUACCGUUCUUGGACUUGCUGUCCCACAUGGGCCAGUGUUGGGGAGCCUGGAGACCAUCUGGGAGGCUGCACGCCCACCACUUACAUGUGCCAGUGAGCUCUGCAGCACCUGCACCUGUUCAGGUUGUGGCAGGUUCUCUGCACAGGUUGGACGUGGAAAUAAAGCAACCCUGUCUGAAAA
Messenger RNA from Nannospalax galili (Upper Galilee mountains blind mole rat), 2975 nucleotides. RefSeq names its product eukaryotic translation initiation factor 3 subunit B (gene Eif3b). Gene Ontology annotation, cellular component: eukaryotic translation initiation factor 3 complex. Lineage: Eukaryota; Metazoa; Chordata; Mammalia; Rodentia; Spalacidae. The transcript has 19 exons. Bases 76 to 2457 code for a protein of 793 amino acids. Gene Ontology annotation, biological process: translational initiation. The record is from RefSeq and is a predicted model, not a curated record. Gene Ontology annotation, molecular function: translation initiation factor activity; RNA binding; translation initiation factor binding.